Molecule: messenger RNA, 1257 nt
Organism: Symbiodinium necroappetens
Lineage: Eukaryota; Dinophyceae; Suessiales; Symbiodiniaceae
Source: the annotation of a GenBank genome assembly
AUGGGGAGUGGCGCUGGGAAGCACAAGUAUGAGGAAAAGACGGAAUCCAAGACCGUCAUUGUCGAGCCUAAGCCGGUACAAGAGGCGGCACCACCAAAGUUUAUGCGGUCGCUGUCUCCAAUGCCUGCAGAGCCUAUGCUCCUUUGCGCGGACGUCGGGGGUACCAACACUCGUCUCCAUUUGUUCCGAGUUCCGGAGACCUACACGGCGUUGGUGCCACCAGAGUGCAUGGUUUACCAGGCCAAGUAUUCCAAUGUUCAGUACGAUUCUUUCACAGAGGUCGCGCAAGAUUUCUUGAAGAAAGCUGCACACAGCACCUCGGUGGGGCUUGGAAUGCCUCCGCCUUACCUGGGCUGCUUUGCCGUGGCCGGCGUAGUCGUAGACAACAGGUGCAACCUUGUGAACCUGGGAUGGAAGAUGGAUGGGAAUCAAAUUGCCGAGGACCUGGGAAUGAGGGAGGUGUACCUGAUGAACGACUUUGAAGCGCAAGGCUAUGGCAUCCUCACCCUGGACCACAAGACGGAGUGCGACGUGCUGCAGGAGGCACCGGUGGUCCCCGGCGCGCCCAUCGCGCUCCUGGGAGCCGGCACCGGCUUGGGCGAGGCCUUCAUGACCACGGGCGAGAACGGUGACUACGAGGUCUGGCCCUCGGAGGGUGGCCACAAGGAGUUUGCACCUCGGCAAGAGGGCAGUACGAAUCUUCAGACCGAGAUGAUGCAGUACCUGCAGAUCCGCUUCAGCGCCAAGUCGAGAAUUAGUGUGGAACGCAUCGUCAGUGGAAGAGGUAUCGCCAACAUCUACCAGUUCAUGGCGUGGAAGUUUCCAGACAAGCUUAAGAAGGAGGUGCACUCCAGGUUCGUCAAGAACGGGCAGGAUCCUGCCGUCAUCGUGGAGGCUGCCCGAUCUGGAGAGAGCGAGCUGAGUCUGAAGACCAUGGACCUCUUCGUUGGAGCCUACGGCUCCGAGGCCGGUGUCAUGGCGCUGAAGCUGAUGCCCUUCGGAGGCCUCUACGUGACUGGCGGCGUUUCCGCCAAAACUCGUGACUUCAUUCUGGGGGAGAAGGGGACGCCGCAUGCCUUCAUGGACGCCUUCUUGGACAAAGGGCGAGUUUCCACUAUGCUGACCAGAGUUCCUGUCUUCCUCUGCCGGGGCGAAGAUAUGGGAGAGCGCGGUGUGAAACUGAAGGCGAUGCGAAUGUUUGCAGAGGCUCUGCAGCGGCGACAGCAAUCUAAAGGACGGCAGCAGUACACCGGCUGA